Messenger RNA from Hippoglossus stenolepis (Pacific halibut), 6795 nucleotides. RefSeq names its product solute carrier family 12 member 5b (gene slc12a5b). Gene Ontology annotation, molecular function: potassium:chloride symporter activity. The transcript has 26 exons. Lineage: Eukaryota; Metazoa; Chordata; Actinopteri; Pleuronectiformes; Pleuronectidae. The record is from RefSeq and is a predicted model, not a curated record. Gene Ontology annotation, biological process: cell volume homeostasis; chemical synaptic transmission; chloride transmembrane transport. The coding region runs from base 336 to 3707 and encodes 1123 amino acids. Gene Ontology annotation, cellular component: membrane.
UGUAGUCAUCGGGCUUAAACUGACAGGGGGGUGAGUGGUGCACAGGGACUGAGACCGUGCAUGUGAGUGACAGCGAGCACCAUCAUCAACUCUCCCCCGCAGCCGCUCUCAGUCUCUCCAUCCUCCUCCCGCAGAGAGACGGAGGGAAUCACACAGCAGACACAUAAAAAAGAGGAUACUGCUUUUUUUUAGACUGGGAAAGGAAGAGGAAAGGGGCAUCAGGAAGCAAAAGUAAAGUCCGUCUUGUUGCUGGCUCCAGCCCAACAGGAGCUUUUCUCUUCUUUUUUUCUCAGAAAGAGCCGUGCUCCGUGUGCACAGCCCGAGGAGGAGAGAGGAUGCUGAACAACAUAACAGACUGCGAGGAGGGAGAGGGGGGACCCAACAGCCAGGGUGAUGGUAACCCCAAAGAGAGCAGUCCUUUCAUCAACAGCAGUGCAGCCAGCGACGCGGAGAAGAGCCAGCAGUAUGACGGCAAGAACAUGGCUCUGUUUGAGGAGGAGAUGGAUACCAGUCCAAUGGUCUCCUCUCUGCUGAGCAGUCUGGCCAAUUACUCCAAUCUGCCAACAGGAAGCAAAGAGCAUGAAGAGGAAGAGUAUAAUGAGGAGGGGGCGCGUCCGUCCAAAAAACCUGUCAAGGCUCCACAGCUGGGCACUCUGAUGGGGGUGUACUUGCCGUGCAUCCAGAACAUCUUUGGGGUGAUCCUUUUCCUACGGAUGACCUGGAUGGUCGGGGUCGGAGGCGUCCUCGGCUCCUUCAUAAUCGUCUUCAUGUGUUGCUCCACAACCAUGCUCACAGCCAUCUCCAUGAGUGCCAUCGCCACAAAUGGAGUUGUACCAGCUGGAGGUUCAUAUUACAUGAUCUCUCGCUCACUGGGGCCUGAGUUCGGUGGAGCUGUUGGGAUCUGCUUCUACUUGGGGACGACUUUCGCAGGUGCCAUGUACAUCCUUGGCUGCAUCGAAAUUCUGCUGAUUUAUAUCAUUCCUCAGGCAGCCAUCUUCCAGAUUGAGGGUCUGGAGGGGCCGGAGGCGGAGGCGGCGCUCCUCAACAACAUGCGGGUGUACGGCACCAUCGUCCUGAGCUUCAUGUCACUGGUGGUGUUUGUGGGGGUGAAAUAUGUGAACAAGUUGGCACUGGUCUUCCUGGCCUGUGUCAUCCUCUCCAUCCUGUCUGUUUACGCUGGAGUCAUCAAGACCGCCAUCGACCCCCCUGUCUUCCCCGUCUGCCUGCUGGGGAAUCGAACCCUUCUCUCUAAAGGAUACGACGUGUGUGCAAAGGUCAUUGAGAUUGACAAUGAAACUGUCACCACCAAACUGUGGAUGUCCUUCUGUGAUUCCGAGUCCCUCAAUGCCACGUGUGAUGAAUACUUCAUCAACAACAAUGUCACCGAGAUACAGGGCAUCCCGGGGGUCAUGAGCGGCAUCCUGGCUGAAAACCUGUUUGGUAACUACCUAGAAAAAGGGGUUAUCCUGGAAAAGCGCGGACUUGUGUCAGAUGUGGAUCCGGACAGUCCCACCACCAGCUCCAACCGUUACGUCCUGGCUGACAUCAGCAGCUUCUUCACCCUGCUGGUGGGGAUUUACUUCCCAUCUGUCACAGGUAUCAUGGCCGGCUCCAACCGCUCCGGCGACCUGCGUGAUGCUCAGAAGUCAAUUCCCAUCGGCACCAUCGCAGCCAUCACCACCACUUCUACUGUGUACAUCUCCAGUGUGGUGCUGUUUGGUGCCUGUAUAGAAGGAGUCGUCCUCAGGGACAAGUUUGGUGAAGGCGUCAGUGGUAACCUGGUGAUUGGUACGCUGGCGUGGCCGUCUCCGUGGGUCAUUGUGAUUGGCUCCUUCUUUUCCACGUGCGGAGCUGGACUCCAGAGUCUGACGGGAGCUCCACGUCUGCUGCAGGCCAUCUCAAGGGACGGCAUCAUCCCAUUUCUCAGAGUGUUUGGUCAUGGCAAAGAAAACGGAGAGCCCACCUGGGCCCUCCUGCUCACAGUUAGCAUCUGUGAGAUUGGCAUCCUCAUCGCCUCCCUGGAUUCAGUCGCACCCAUCCUCUCCAUGUUCUUCUUGAUGUGCUACAUGUUCGUCAACUUGGCCUGUGCACUGCAGACGUUGCUGAGGACGCCAAACUGGAGGCCGCGCUUCAAGUUCUACCACUGGGCUCUGUCUUUCCUGGGUAUGAGUUUGUGCCUGUCGCUGAUGUUCAUCUGCUCCUGGUAUUACGCCAUUAUUGCCAUGGGCAUCGCCACUUGCAUCUACAAAUACAUUGAGUUCCGUGGAGCUGAGAAGGAGUGGGGUGAUGGGAUACGUGGCAUCUCGCUGAGCGCCGCUCGCUUCGCUCUCAUGAGGCUGGAGGAGGGACCACCACACACCAAGAACUGGAGGCCUCAGAUCCUGGUUCUGUUGAGUGUUGAUGCCGAGCAGAACGUAGAGCAGCCUCGUUUGCUGUCUCUGGCCAAUCAGCUGAAAGCAGGAAAAGGUCUGACCAUCGUUGGUACCGCAGUUCAUGGGACCUUCCUCGACAACCACACUGAGGCUCAGAGGGCCGACCAGUCUCUGCGUAAGCUGAUGGAGACGGAGAAAGUGAAGGGUUUCUCCCAGGUGGUCAUCUCCUCCAACCUGCGAGACGGGACGUCCCACCUGAUCCAGCUCGGAGGACUGGGAGGCCUGAAGCACAACACAGUGAUGGUCAGCUGGCCCCGCAACUGGAAGCAGCCCGAGUUCCACCAGCAAUUCAGGAACUUCAUUGAGGUGGUCAGAGAGACAACUGUAGCCAGUCUGGCCUUGUUGGUUCCUAAGAACAUCUCCAGCUACCCGUCCAACGGAGAGCGCUUCACCGAGGGCCACAUCGACGUGUGGUGGAUCGUCCACGACGGAGGCAUGCUGAUGCUCCUGCCCUUCCUGCUGCGCCAACACAAGGUGUGGAGGAAGUGCAAGAUGCGCAUUUUCACAGUCGCUCAGAUGGAUGAUAACAGUAUCCAGAUGAAGAAAGACCUCAUCACCUUCCUCUAUCACCUGCGUAUUGAGGCUGAGGUGGAGGUGGUGGAGAUGCUUGAGGGUGACAUCUCAGCCUACACCUAUGAGAAGACACUGGUAAUGGAGCAACGGUCACAAAUCCUCAAACAAAUGCAUCUGACCAAGAAUGAGAAGGAGAGAGAGAUCCAGAGCAUAACGGAUUCAUCCCGUGGCUCCAUCCGACGUAAACACCCGUCGAAAUUACGUUCCCAGCACAGCACUGAGGAGGGAACCAGCCUGGCAGAGAAACCUGAAGAGGAGUCUGUGGCUGUCUCCAACUCAAAACAGGUCCAGCUGAUCCACAGUAAGAACGCCUCAACGCCAACCAGCCCCACAAGCCCCACAAGCCCCAUGUCCCCUGCAGGGGGUGCUGCCACCUGGACCGACAACAAGGGUGCAGACAAGGGGAGGAACAUUUUAGCAGCGAACCCAGAGUCAGGGAGGGACCUCUUCAACAUGAAGCCGGAAUGGGAGCACCUGAACCAGACUGAUGUGAGACGCAUGCACACGGCGAUGCGGCUCAAUGAGGUCAUCACGAAGAAGUCCAAGGAGGCGAAGCUCGUCCUGCUCAACAUGCCCGGGCCACCGAAGAACCGUGUGGGCAACGAAAACUACAUGGAGUUCCUGGAGGUUCUUACUGAGGGUCUCAAUCGGGUCCUCCUUGUGCGUGGAGGUGGACGUGAGGUCAUCACCAUCUACUCCUAGAGGGCCUUUACAAACACCUACACGGACUCUGCCCGCUCCUCCCGCUCCAUCGAUCCAGGAAAACGCUCCACACUCGUCCAGUCAGCUGCCACCAACUGUUUUGCUCAGACUUCAGUGUUUACAGGUGACAUCCACUCAUGUAGGCUGAGCUGUGUCUGUUCAUUUUUAUCAGGAUACACAGAUAUUUAUUUUCUGUUCUUGGCUCGUCAGCUUGAAAACAGCAGUUAGUUUUGAUACUUUGAAAAUGAAAAAUUCAAACAGUUGAAAUGUUUUUAUUUUUUGGGGAUAUAUGGGACCAACAUACAUACAAGCAUUGAAAAUAAUAAUCUAUUCCCUCUAAUAAAAAUGUUAAUAUGAAACAGAGUAAUUGCAGAAAGUAAAGCUGACGAGCAAAAGAUAAAACAAAAGCAACUACUGACUAUUAAUAUAAAUAAAAACUUCAGGCUUAGAAAACAAAAUGCAGACAAUAGAUGGUUUAUAAACAUUCUGACAUGUUUUAAUCAUUGUUCUGUCCUCCUGCUUUUGUUCCCCGGCCAUUUGUAAAGGAAGGAAUGUUUUUUCUUUGUAUUUAUUUAUUAUUAUUUAUUAUUGAUGUUAUUUAUGUAUUUGUUCAUCUAACCAUGUCUGUCUUUGUCCUGGUCUGUUUUUGUAUUUAAUUGUAUGGUUAGAAGCACACAAGUAAUCAGAGUGUUAGAAAUGAUGCUAAUUCAUUGUGGAAAAAGGUCAGAUGAGUUUUUUUAUCUGUUCAUGUAAUAUAUUCACGUUAAGUAACUGUAUAAGGUCCAGUGUUUAGGAUUAAGAGAGAUCUAUCAACAGAAAUGUUAUAUAAUAUUCAUAAAUAUGUUUUUAUUGGUGCAUUAUUACCUGAAAUUCAGAAUUGUUAUGUUUUCGUUACCCUAGAAUGACCCCUUUCGGACGGCCUUCUGUGUUUUUAAGUUACCUGAAGGCCACCGCAGUUUCUCCUACAUGCAGUAUGUAACUUCACCACUAGAGGCCACUAAAUCCUGCACACUGAACCUUUAAAAAGGCUGGGGUGGUUAAGCUGUAUGUUAAUAUGUACAUAAAUUCCCCCCAAAAUCUUUACACCAACUGUGAAAGAGCAGGGCUGAUAUGUGCAAUGUAGAGUUUAUGAACAAAUCUGACUUGUCCUUGUUAUUGUGACAGCGAUUUAUCUGUUUAUUUAUUUGUCAGCAUCACUCUCUUGUUGCAGAGACAGAAAUUAAAACCAAAAUGAUUAGAGAUUAAAAUGAUCCCAUGUUGGACUUCACUAAUCCUCACAGUCGGACAGGAUCAUAGAGAUCGAUCAGACUCUGAGCUCAGCGCUGGAUUAUUUAAAUACUGCACAUUCCCUUAUUUGUUGUGUAUUACCUUCAAAGUUGUAUAGCCAUGUUUCCUAGUGUGUCCAGAGGAAUGCACAGAAAAUGUAAUGUCACAUGAAAUCAGCAUUUAAUCACAAAACUCUUUAUAUCACUUAUAAUUCCUUAUUGGGUUCAGGAAAAAAAUUAUCUUCACAACUUUUUAAACAAAUGAAGCUUUGUGAUUACUUUCAAACAAAAUGUGCCAAUAUAUAAUGUGACAAUAUUUUUGAUAAAAAUAGAAAUGUGAAAUUUUAACAGAUUUUAGAUCAGGCAUCUCUACUACUUUAAAACAUUUAAUAUGAUAAUGUAAAGAGCUCAAGAGAUAUUUAAAAAACCUAAUUUAUUUUAUAUGUUUUUGAACAGAUGCACAACAUUGAACCAGUUGUAAGAAAUCUAUAGGCUUCACAGUCGCUAAAAUAGUAUUUAUUGUGUUUUAAACAUCUACUAUAUGUCAUUAAGGGUUAACGGUAUGGAUAAGGGAAACGUUUAUUUUACUUAUUUAAAAAUACUGUAGUUUAUACAUUCCUUAUUAAAUUCAACUAUGGGAAAAACAAUUAUUUGCUUUCAUCAGAAAGUUUAUAUAACACUGUUUGUUUGGUAAAUCACACAGUUAGCUUUAGCAUUAACACUGGAAACAGCCGGCCAACUUCCCAAAUGUUGAAAUACUAACAUGAAACAAUCCUCAUUUUAAUUUGCGACUAUACUAAUGCAUUCCAUUUGAUUAUGUGAAAGAAUUCUCCACAAUGUUGACGAGGCCGACAGAAGCAGAAAAUACAACGAUAUCUACGAAUAGAAUCUUAGAGGAAUCUCUUAAGGUGCAUUUAAACAGUUUUGGAGUGAUUUCUGCAUUAAGUCAGAUGAUCCUGUAGAUCACCUCUCAGUCGUUUGUUCUUGUGUGUAUUGAGUGUGAUAUACAAUGAAUGUUUAGUGUCUAUCUGUCACUUUAGAACAUGAAUUCAUGCACAUGUAAGUUGGCUCACUGUACUUUAGAACAUAUGAUAUCCAUAGGGAAACAAAGUGUUGACUUUUGUAUGAGUUUUGAUCCAAACAUGCACUCAUACUGUUGUGUUAUUAUUUUAGUUUUUGCAUCUUUCCCUUGGCCCGUUGUUGCAGUAAAGCCUCAAUUUCUGGCAAAAAUUAAAUCAUUUGCCUUCACUAUCUUUUACAGGGAACCAUAAGACUUGUACAUGUUCUAUUGUCUUGUAGAUUUAUUGUCUAUGUGUUGUUUUUUAUGCUGUAGCUUAUACAGAACCUGACAAGGUUCACAAAAGGUACCUGGAAACCAAGAAUCCCAUUUCAUGCCGUUAUUUUUGUUUCAUAGGACAAUGGUGUAAUUCUGCAGGUACAUUAAUCUGCAGAAGUCACCAUUUUUAAACUCUAUCAAACAGGGAGUUGUGACUACAUGCCCCAGAUUACAUGCUGUGUGUGUAUGUGUGCAUGUGUGUGUGAGCCUGACAUUAUGGGCACACUUGUUGAGAAGAGGACACUGUACAGCUGAAUAUCAAGUGAAGACGGGACCUUUGUAAAUAGAUGUGUGAUUUUAGGUUUAGAGGUUAUGUGUAAUAUGUGAGUCAAUACAUCUUCUAUAGAGAUAAAAUAGGCAGUUUGUCUUUUAAAUUGUAAAGUCGGUUUUAUGUUCCACCAUGUCUUAUGCAAUCAUGUACAAGUAAUGGUUUAACAAAACCAUUUUAUAUGUCAGCACGGAAAUGCAAUAAAUCAUUUGAAUACAA